Messenger RNA from Linum trigynum, 1454 nucleotides. The record is from the annotation of a GenBank genome assembly. NCBI's taxonomy places the organism in Eukaryota, Viridiplantae, Streptophyta, Magnoliopsida, Malpighiales, Linaceae.
GAUUAGACCAGGUGAAAGUUGUUGCUGUCACUUGUCUGGGAAUUACUAGUUCCUUGCUCACUGGCAAGAAGUUUGAUGUUUGCAUCAUGGAUGAAGCUGGGCAGAUCACUCUCAUGGUAUGUGUCAAGUGGGAGUUUUUGAUUAUGCUAAAGAAUGCAAACAGUUGUUGAAAGUAAGAAAAUGAAGUUUAUUUAGUUUAAUGACGGAUGGAUCUACUGUCCAUGUCAGAUAUCACUUGGACCUUUGAUGUUUAGUUCGACUUGUGUUCUUGUUGGUGAUCACUAUCAACUACCCUCACUUGUUCUAACAAAGUUCAGAUCUUUGUCUUCAUCCAGUUUGGUUCACUUUGCUGCUGACAUCUUAUAUCUCAUUCAAGUGAUUGUUUGAUGAAUCAAUUUGUAGAGUGCAGAGGCUCGAGAGAAUGGAAUGGGGAUAAGUUUGUUCUGCAAGCUUUUGUGAAGCGCAUCCCGAAGCAAUUUCAGCUUUGCAGAGUCAGGUAUCCUUUCAUCAUUGUAAUCAAAACAUGUACACAUGAUUUUUUUCUUCCUUUUUUGCCAAGUAUGAUUUGAAUAAUUUGUCUCCAUGCAGGCCUUGAAUCCAGACAGAGCUGUGGUUCAUCAACACAGACAUGCAUGCUGCCUACGCUUGUGGCAAAAUGUUCGAAGUCGUUGAAGAACCUAAUGGAAGCUUACAUGGUCGGUGAGAUAGUCAACGUACUGACAAGCAGUGGGACCGAUGGCAAAGAUAUUGGAAUCAUCACCCCAUACAACUCACAGGCAAACCUUAUCAAGGCUGUUAUUCUUCCAAUUUCUGUGGAAGUGCAUACGAUCGAUAAGUAUACCAGGGUAGAGAUAAGGACUGCAUAAUUGUUUCUUUCGUGCGGUCCGGCCAAUAUCCCGGCAGUCACAGUUCUUCACUGCUUGGAGACUGGCAUCGGAUCAAUGUGGCAAUCACAAGAGCCAAGGUAGCAAAUAACAGAAACAUAUGCAUGUGCAUACAGGAUUCAGGUCAAUUACAUUAAUGGUUUUUGCAUUGUGCAGAAGGAGUUGAUCAUGGUGGGUUCGUGCAGAACACUGUCAAAGGUGCCAUUGCUGAAGCUUCUGGUGGAGAAGGUCGAAGAGCAAGCCGGCAUUUUGAAUCUGAGCAACAAUAAUAUAAAACUACAAGAACUGGAAAAGCUGGGAUAAGGCGCAGUAGCUAAAGGGCUGUAGUUUAGAUGAUUGGAUAGAUUGUGUAAAUAGUAAUUUUGGUGCUAAACUUUAUGUAAUUUUGUUAUAGCAAAUGUGACACAGGAAGGUUUUUGUAGUAAGCCAUCUAAUAAAAUCUAAUGCCUAUGCCUAACCAACUCCAGCAGGUAAGCAUCUAAGCCAUGGAUUCUCUUCAAUCGUAUUUAGUACAACUGGUCACGGACCCGGCCAAUUGGCCGGUUUCAGUAAUCAAUUACGUAAACAACA